Synchiropus splendidus (mandarinfish) is the source of this 4513-nucleotide messenger RNA. RefSeq names its product ankyrin repeat domain 28b (gene ankrd28b). Gene Ontology annotation, cellular component: nucleus. NCBI's taxonomy places the organism in Eukaryota, Metazoa, Chordata, Actinopteri, Syngnathiformes, Callionymidae. The transcript is spliced from 28 exons. The record is from RefSeq and is a predicted model, not a curated record. Gene Ontology annotation, molecular function: transcription cis-regulatory region binding; protein binding. The coding region runs from base 202 to 3360 and encodes 1052 amino acids. Gene Ontology annotation, biological process: positive regulation of transcription by RNA polymerase II.
GUGGCGGCAAUGUUAUGGAGUUUCCGCUGCUGGCUCACUUCUAUGCCAUCAGGUUCGGAAGGCUAGCUGGGUUGCUAAGCUAGCGUCCCGCUCGGCCUCCAUCAGACCCACAGCUGAGGCAGUCGGAGCCGUCACCUGUUCCCUGAAGGAGAUUAUCGAACGUUUAGGAAACUGCAUGAGAACAAAGAGAAGCCCAGAAAUAUGGUGGUUCUCAAAAUCCGAGACCAGCCUCCUUUGCUGAAAGCCAUUUUCAAUGUGGAUCCAGAUGAAGUACGAUCACUCAUAUUCAAGAAAGAGGAUGUGAACGCACAGGACAAUGAGAAGAGAACUCCACUACAUGCUGCCGCCUAUCUUGGAGAUUCAGAAAUUAUAGAGCUUCUAAUUCUUUCAGGUGCAAGAGUAAAUGCCAAAGAUAACAAGUGGCUCACUCCACUGCACCGAGCUGUCGCCUCUUGCAGUGAGGAGGCCGUCCAUGUGUUGCUGAAACACUCGGCAGACGUGAACGCUCGAGACAAGAAUUGGCAGACGCCACUCCACAUCGCUGCAGCCAAUAAGGCGGUCCGUUGCGCCGAGGCGCUCGUCCCACUGCUCAGCAACGUGAAUGUGUCGGACAGAGCGGGUCGCACGGCGCUGCACCACGCAGCCUUCAGCGGCCAUCUGGAGAUGGUGAGGCUCCUUCUUUCCAGGGGGGCAAACAUAAAUGCCUUUGACAAAAAAGACAGACGGGCAAUUCACUGGGCAGCUUACAUGGGACACAUAGAAGUGGUGAAGCUGCUGGUUUCUCAUGGAGCUGAGGUUGCCUGCAAAGAUAAAAAAUCCUACACACCUCUGCAUGCAGCUGCCUCCAGUGGAAUGAUCAGUAUUGUCAAAUACCUCCUGGAUUUGGGGGUGGAUAUUAAUGAGCCCAACGCGUAUGGAAACACUCCCCUGCAUGUAGCCUGCUACAACGGGCAGGACGUGGUGGUGAACGAGCUUAUAGAGUGUGGCGCAAACGUCAACCAGCUGAACGAGAAGGGCUUUGCUCCCCUCCACUUCACUGCCGCCUCACAUCAGGGAGCUCUGUGCCUGGAGCUACUGGUGUGCAACGGGGCUGAUGUCAACAUUCGGAGUAAGGAUGGGAAGACGCCGCUCCACAUGACGGCCAUCCACGGAAGGUUUUCUAGAUCACAGGCCAUCAUCGAGAACGGUGCUGAGAUCGACUGUGAAGACAAGAACGGAAACACGCCGCUGCAUAUCGCAGCUCGAUAUGGACACGAGCUCCUCAUCAACACGCUGAUCAGCAACAAAGCUGACACAGCCAAACGGGGGAUCCACGGCAUGUUCCCGCUACAUUUAGCUGCUCUCAGCGGAUUUUCUGAUUGUUGUCGAAAGCUCUUGUCCUCAGGAUUUGAUGUCGAUACUCCUGACGACUUUGGAAGGACGUGUUUACAUGCCGCAGCUUCUGGGGGAAACCUUGAAUGUCUCAAUCUUCUUCUCAACACGGGGGCAGACUUCAACAGGAAGGACAGCUUUGGCAGGACUGCUUUGCACUAUGCCGCUGCCAAUUGUAACGACCAGUGCCUGUUUGCUCUGGUGGGCUCAGGAGCCAGCGUCAACGACCUUGACGAACGGGGCUGCACUCCCCUCCACUAUGCCGCCGCCUCUGACACAGACGGAAAGUGCCUGGAAUACUUGCUGCGGAAUGAUGCUAAUGCAGGGAUCCAGGACAAUCAGGGCUACAAUGCUGUACACUAUGCCUCUGCUUAUGGUCAUCGCCUUUGUCUGGAGUUGAUUGCGAGUGAAACCCCUUUAGAUGUGCUCAUGGAAACCUCAGGGACCGACAUCAUGAAUGACUCUGAUGUCAGGGCUCCCAUCAGCCCCUUGCACCUUGCUGCAUACCACGGUCACCACCAGGCGAUGGAGGUUCUCGUUCAGUCUCUGCUGGAUCUGGACGUGAGAAACAGUCAGGGGCGCACCCCUCUAGACCUGGCUGCAUUUAAGGGCCACGUGGAGUGUGUGGAGGUCCUCAUCAACCAGGGGGCUUCCAUCCUGGUCAAAGACUACACCUUAAAGCGAACGCCUAUUCAUGCUGCAGCUACAAAUGGACAUUCAGAAUGUUUACGCUUGCUGAUUGGAAAUGCUGAUCUACAAAGUGCAGUUGACAUUCAAGAUGGAAACGGGCAGACCCCUCUGAUGUUGGCGGUCCUAAGUGGGCACACGGAUUGUGUGUAUUCCUUGCUCAAUAAGGGAGCCAAUGUGGAAGCCAAAGACAAGUGGGGCAGGACGGCCCUGCAUAGAGGAGCCGUGACUGGACAUGAAGAAAGUGUGGAGGCUUUGCUUCAACACAACGCCAACUUCUUGGUGCGGGACUGUAAAGGGCGCACGCCUGUCCACUUGGCAGCAGCGUGUGGCCACUUCGGUGUACUUGGGGGACUUCUGCAUGCCGCCCAAUCAGUGGACCCCCUCCCUGUUUUAACAGACAACCAUGGCUACACCCCACUUCAUUGGACCUGCUAUAACGGUCAUGACACAUGUGUGGCGCUUUUAUUGGAAAAUGAAGUUUUCCACAAGGCAGAUGGCAACUCAUUUAGUCCCCUCCACUGUGCUGUAAUUCAUGAUAACGAAGGUGCUGCCGAAAUGCUUAUAGACACGCUGGGUCCUGCCAUUGUCAAUGCCAAAGACAGUAAAAAUCGGACCCCUCUGCACGCUGCGGCCUUCACCGACCACGUCGAGUGUCUCCAGCUACUGCUGAGCCACAACGCUCAGGUCAACGGUGUUGAUGCGGCGGGAAAGACGCCACUCAUGAUGGCAGCAGAGAACGGCCAGACCAAUGCAGUCGAACUGCUGGUGAGCAGCGCGAAAGCCGACCUGACUCUGCAGGAUGCAGUCAAGAACACAGCACUCCAUCUCGCAUGUAGUAAGGGUCAUGAAACCAGUGCCUUGUUGAUAUUGGAGAAGAUAACAGAUAGAAACCUCAUAAAUGCUACGAAUGCCGCCUUACAGACGCCUCUACAUGUGGCUGCACGAAAUGGUCUCACGGUCGUGGUUCAAGAGCUGCUAGCAAAAGGAGCGAGUGUUUUGGCGGUCGAUGAGAAUGGUUACACACCAGCUUUGGCCUGUACGCCAAACAAAGAUGUGGCUGACUGCCUGGCUCUCAUCCUGGCCACCAUGAUGCCCGUCUCCCCCAGCACACAGGCAAUCACUGUUCCUUUCAGCGCCAUCAACCACUACACCACCAGCCCGUCAAAGAGUGUCACCUUUGACAGCCUGCCCUCACUGCGGGGUCAGCACACGACAUACUGCAGCUUCAACAACAUCGGCCAUCACGACGGUUUCUACAAAGAUGAGGAGCUCAACGACUCCGACUCAGAGACAUACUGAGAGGCAGAAGGAGACGGAGAAAAGUGCUCAAACACACGCACUGUGUCUUAUAAAUCACCCACCGCCAGCUUGGGAGGGCAGAAGAAGAGAUGAGCCCCCACAGGAGCCUUAAGAGUCCCAACCCCCUCCCACCCCCCAGCAGAGAGAUGGUGAGGGGAAAAGGUGCAGCGAGCUUGGCAACACUCGGCCAGCAUCGGGUGUUCCUCUAGCUCAUUCUGGAGCAUUCUGGACCGCGGUGACUGCUGGUACCAACGCUGGUCAGCGCAGCAGUUCACACUGCUAAUCAUGCGCCAGCAACAUUUUCACUGCAAUAGAUGAUGCUGAAGAGACGGUAGCACCUCACAGGAACUGUCAGGGACCAACAGACAUGUUUCCAUUUUAACCCAGUUUUAACUAUGUACGUGAACGGAUUUGAGGGGGGGAAGGGGGCAGGCUGAUGUCAAGUUUUUCUGUGAACCUGGAGAUCUUCGCACAAUAAAACGGAAAUCAGAAUGCACUUCAAGUCUGUACGUCAAUACAAAACAAUAGCUGUUUAUUUUAGUUUGGUUUUUUAGCAUUUCUUCUGGGAGCUCCCAUGAACUUCUUCGUCUUAAAUGCCACUUGCAUCGCUGACGUUGACAUUAAACCAGUCUAAUUUAAUCAUCCUUACACUUUUGACUUGUCCAUCACAUUAGUCAAAGAUAAAUUAUGACUUCUUGAUUUGUAUUUAUGUGUUCAUUUCGUGCCUUCAUUCGUUACUGAGAGACGUAUUGGCCGAGGCAGCUGUGAACGAUUCAUGAAACAUUCAGAAGCACUGAGGUUCUGCCUUGUGAAGAGAAACACUGUAAACCAAUGAGAAGUUUGAUCUUUCUUCCGUUUGAAUUUUUUUUUUUCCUCAUUAUAUUCUCUGUGGACGGGUUCGGCUUGCUUCAAAAUAGAAAACCACUCAAUGCCGAUUUAAAUGGAAAAAAAGGCAACGAUUUUUAACUGGAAUGUGUACAAAAUAUUGGCAAGCUUCACUAGAAAGGAAAAGCCGUCUUUUUCUUGCGUUCUUUAGAGGGAUGAAACUACCAUGUACAUAGAAUUUAUGACUGUGAAUCAGAAGCUCCGCUGAAUUCUUUCAGACCUGAGAUUGCUGUAUAUUUUAUGAGUAAUAAAUAAAUGAGUUAUUUAA